AUGACACAGGAUACACGACACAGUGAGUUGAUGAGGACAAAAUCAACGCUUUUAAAAAAGCUGCACAAGAUCCUAACGAGAAAACUGAAGUCAAGUCGGUCCAUAGACGAAGUAAUCGAAGCAGCUUCCGAGCCUGGAACAUUUACAUCCGCUACAUUUAUUCCGGACCAGGAAGCCAUUGCCUUCGAGGGUGACAUGCUGAUGCUGAUCCCACAGUUCGCGUGUAGGUCAUAUGUGGGGAUGUCUGUUCGUAAUCAACAUUCAACUUUAUCACAGGAUAUGAUAUUGUCCAGGCGGUGUCGGUCUUCGGCCGUGUUCUCUCAUGAAAUACUACACGUUUUGGGAUUAUUUCAUGAACAUUCUCGGCCGGACCGCGACGAGUAUGUAGAUAUACAACUUCAGAACACCAUCGGCAGAAGCCGUAUCAACUUUAACCGUAUAGGACCGAAAAACAUCAACUCCAGAGGGGUUGACUAUGACUAUCUCAGUCUCAUGCAUUACGGUAGUAAGGCUUUUAGUAAAAAUGGUAACUAUACAAUCGUACCACGGCCUGACAACAACAGAAAACGAUAUCUUAAUCAGAUCGGCCGUUCUCGUAGAAUCAGCAAAGGAGAUGCAAGAGUAAUCAACCUAAUGUACAGAUGUCGCAUGCCACGCCCCUCUAGACCCACGUGUUCAAAGUAUCCAUAUAGAUUGUAA
Ylistrum balloti is the source of this 699-nucleotide messenger RNA. RefSeq names its product zinc metalloproteinase nas-14-like. The record is from RefSeq and is a predicted model, not a curated record. Lineage: Eukaryota; Metazoa; Mollusca; Bivalvia; Pectinida; Pectinidae. The transcript is spliced from 6 exons. Gene Ontology annotation, molecular function: zinc ion binding; metalloendopeptidase activity. The coding region runs from base 1 to 699 and encodes 232 amino acids. Gene Ontology annotation, biological process: proteolysis.